Molecule: messenger RNA, 4702 nt
Organism: Physeter macrocephalus (sperm whale)
Lineage: Eukaryota; Metazoa; Chordata; Mammalia; Artiodactyla; Physeteridae
Gene: PROCA1
Product: protein interacting with cyclin A1
Exons: 4
Coding region: 2182-3417 (411 amino acids)
Biological process (GO): arachidonate secretion; phospholipid metabolic process
Molecular function (GO): A2-type glycerophospholipase activity
Source: RefSeq, a predicted model, not a curated record
AUACAGAGGUGGAUUAAAUAUAGGCCUUGUUCUCAAGUUGCUAUAAACACAUGUACAUUGGCACAGGGUAAAGGGGCAAAAGAGAAGUGUGACCUAUUCUACUUGGAUAGCAUUGUUCUUUCCAAGAUGAGCAGGUGUUCCUGGGGAGUGGGAGGCAGGAGAGAAGGAAUGGAAAAGGGAGGGGUGGGAGGAGGGGUGGCUGGACAAGAGGAACUUAUAACUGAAGAACCAGGGCCUGGGUCCUGGGGACCAGUUCUAUCCUGAUAAGGAGUUCUUACCUCAUCCUGAAGGCAGUGGAAUGCUAUUAAAGAGGAGGAAUGUGCUGAACCGGUUUGGCUGCAUUGUGAGGACUGGAUGUGGGUAGUGAGACAGAAGUCAGGGAGGCCAGGCAGAAGGUUACUCCAGCUGUCUUGGUCAGAGAUAAUGAAGGUCUAAACCAAGACAGAGGCAGAUAUGGGGGCAGGUAGGCAUGGCAAGACUUGGUCAUCAGGUUGGUGAGAAGUGAGGGAAAAAAUGAUCCUUAAGGCUUCCCUGGAGGCGCAGUGGUUGAGAGUCCGCCUGCCGAUGCAGGGGACAUGGGUUCGUGCCCCGGUCCGGGAAGAUCCCACAUGCCGCGGAGUGGCUAGGCCCGUGAGCCAUGGCCGCUGAGCCUGCGCGUCCGGAGCCUGUGCUCUGCAGCAGGAGAGGCCACAACAGUGAGAGGCCCGCGUACCGCAAAAAAAAAAAAAAAAAAAAAAGAAUGAUCCCUAGAUUUCUAGCUGAGGUGUCUGUUGCUCUCUGAAAUGGAAGAUACAAGAGGAGGUGGUUCAUGAAGGGUAGGGAGAAGAUGGGGGGUUCAUAUGGGACAUGCUGGUUUGAUGUUUUGGGAAUGUCCAAGAGGACAUUGGCUACGUGCUCAGGAAAGCAGUCUGAAUUGGAGACCCAGAUUUAUGUCAUUUUAUUAGUGGAUGUUGAAACCAUGGAAGUGGAUAACAUUAUCCAAGACAAGGCUGUGUAACUUCUUCUGAGAAGGAGACCAAAGACAGAACCUUGGUAAUCACCAAUUUAAGGGGUACAGCAGAGAAAGAGGGGACAGCAAAGGAGUUAGGAAAGAAUUAAAAAGCUGGGAAGGAAGAGAGAGAUGAGAGGGGUCUGUCAUGGAAGCCAAAGGAACAGUUUGCAGAAGAAGAGAUUGAUUGGUCAACAGGGUCAAGUGAGAUGAGAUUAAAAGAAGGCCACUGGGUUUGGCUGUUAGAUCACUGGUGGCCUUUGCCUGGGCUAUUCUGCUAGAGGGGCGGGGAUGGCUGCCAUGCUGUAGGUGGCUGGAGCAGAAGAGAGAGGUAGAGACUCUGAGCUCACUAAAGUAGGGACUAGGCUUCCUUCACUGGUGCCUAGUAAAGCUAAUCCAUCCAUUAAAUGAGGGAGUGAAUAAACUUGGAUUGAAAAGGAAGAGGGGUGGGAUAUGCAGUGGCAGAGUGAGAAACAGGGUUCAUAGAGUGUUUUGUUUGAAGAUGUUCAUAGCCUGUAAGGAGAAAAAAACCCCAAAACACUAAAGAGGCAGAAGGCAAGAAUUCUGGCUGGGACCUAGAGUUCAGGUGCUUGGGCAGGAGGAAGGAGGGCCACUUCCCCAGGCUGGAAGUUGAUGAGGGUGGGGGCAGCCAUAGAUAAUGCUGGUGAAAUUUUGUGCUGAGAGGAACAGAAGCAGGGUAGGAGUUUCCACGAAAGAGCUUGGAGUUUCAUUCAUUCAUUCCAUUAAUUUUGAGUACUUUCUGUGCUGUGGAAAACAGAAGGAGCUCACCAGGGACCAGUAGAAGGAUGACCAAGUGCCACUGAAAGCCCAGCUGAAGUUCCCAAGCAGUCAGCUACCUUCCUUAAGCAGGACUCAGCUCCAGUACCCCAAAGGACAAAGCUAAUUGUAGGAGGAAAAAGGAAGUGGCACACUCUACCCUGUGGUUGCUGAUGGAGCUGCUGCCGGUUGGAGUUGUCUUUGGGAACACCCUGGGACAAUUCCUGGAACUGUCCCUUCUUGCCUAGACUCUGGCUCUACUCUGACACUGCUAUUCAUGACUCCAGAUUCAGCUCCUAUUAUGCUUCUUCCAAGAAGGUCACCCCAUCCCUAUCUCAGUAGGUGUCCUUGUUCUGUCCUCCCACAGGCCUUCCUCCCCACCAUUUCCCUAUCAGUGUCUGCCUCACACUACUGUCAUGCACUGUUCCACAGACCUCUCCUGCCUCUCCCCUCCUCAUCCCCUCCCCCAGCCCCUUGACAGCAGGGACUGUUGUGUCGUUCUUUUAAUCUGCAUCUUCUGGGGACUGCACCUGGAGCUUCUCAGGAAAUGUUUUUGGAAUGAAUGGCAUGAGGAGGGGGGCUGCUGUCACCUCUCUACUCUCUCAGAUAUAAACAGGUUACCCAGCUGGGAGAGAGGACAUCUGCUGGCUGGUGUGGCGUCCAGCACUGACGCAUCUACCUUCUCUGAAGGUGAAUUCAAGGACACUGACAGGUGCUGCUGGAAACACAGAAAGUGCAUUGGGCACAUCAUCCAUCCCUUCACCUCUGACUAUGGCCACCACGACGUGCACCUGCACUCUGUCAGCCACUGUGACUGUGAUUCUAGGCUGAAGGACUGCUCAGAAAAGACAUAUAGCAGUUCCGGAGAUACGGGCCCAACCUGCUCCCAAGAUGUGGACUCAGCCUGUUUCAACAUCAUCCAGUGCCCAUGCUUUGAGCUCAUCCCAGAGGAGGAGUGUGUGGAACGGCUCUGGUGUGGCUGGUGCAAAAGCUACAGGCCUGUCUCCGUGGCAGUGAUCCACCAUCCCAUCCACCGUGAGUGCGGGGCAGAUGACCUAAACCAAGAAGAGGAAGAGGAGGAGGAGGAGGAGGAGGAAGAAAGCAAGCCUCCCAUCCCGACCCAGGUGGGGCCCCCUGCCCUCCCCACCAACACAGGUAUGGGCGUGGUCACAGGUACCCCUGACUUAGCAGCUCCCAUCACCAUCUGGCGUUCCGAAAGCCCCACAGGGAAGUCCCAGGGCAAUAAGGUGAUCAAGAAGAUAAAGAAGAAAAAGGAAAAAGAGAAAGACAAGGAGGAGGAGACGGACGAAAAGGCAAAGGUGAAGAAAAAAGUCAAGAAGGGCAAGUUGACUAAGAAGAAGAGCCCAGUUAAAUCAGAAUCACCUCCAGACUUAAGCCAAUUGUUAAGCCCAAGAGAGUUGGCCAGGAUGUCAGAGUCCAGCCCAGACAGCCGGCAAGAUCUGGAGAGUGAGGACAGUUACAAUGACCCUGGGCGGGAGGAACCCUCCAGUGAGGAUACUGUGGAGUCUUCAUCACCCAGGAAGAGAGAGAAGAACAGGGUCCAGGCCAAGAAGCCCGGGAUGAAGACCUCGCCAGUCAAGAAGGUCAACAAGAGGAAAUCUCCCCCAGCAUCAAACCCCAAUCUCAGUUGAGGCCAGGGCAACCAGGGUGAAGAAUAAAUGUGAUCAAGUCUGUAGCUGACCCCCUGCUUCUCGCUCCCUCCAACCUGGCUACUUCUGGGGGGAGGGGGCAGCCUCUGGGCCUAACUGGAGCCAAGGGGCUAAGGAGCUGCAGGUGUUUCUGAAGGGCAAUCCAUCUUUCAAGAGGAAGCCCAGAGAAGGCAGGUGGGAGGGCAGGGAAGGGGCACAGCCUGUUUCUCUGUAACAUCCUGGGUCCAGGGCAGAAGAGCACCUCUGGGUGGGAAGGAGGCUUCCUGUCUACUGGGAGACAGGUCUGUGCAAAAUCCACUUGGUGACAGGCAUUGUGUGCAGUGAUACCACUAAUAAAUUGAACCUUUUAACCCACUCUCUGCCACCUUGCCUGGCCUUUUCCUCCUCUAAGUGGCCCUGGGGCAGGUGCUGGUGGCAUCAAAAGGAACAGGAACCUUCCCAGCUGGUGUGGCCAUGCUCCUGCUAGGCCCUUCUAGGCCUUUUGUGCUGAAGGGAAAGGAACUGAAUUCCUGUCAGAAGGCCAGCCCCUUGUCCCAAUUCUUGCCAACAAACAGCCAAAGGGAUCUUGAAUGAAGGAAAGCAAGGCAGGGAGCUCUCCAAGUUUGGGCAGCAGUGGCCUUUUCUGACUUCUCUGCUGAGCCCCAAGCAGAGGCAAGGGAGGGGGAAAGCUUUGCUUUCCCAGAGUUGACAGGCAAAGCUGUGAGGUGAAGCCCUAGUGAAGAAACACAGGGAGAUCAGUCCAGAUCAAAAGAGGCAAUGGGGCUGGGGGAAGCGACUAGUCAGCUCUCUUCGCCAGGGAUGUGUGUGUGUGGGACCAGGUGAGUGGGGGGCCCAUCGUGGGGGAGAUACAGUUGACUCACGUGGAGGUACCGUCAGAGACCAAGGCCCAGCCGGCAAAAAGGGGAGAGAGAGGUGCAGGGUUCAAGUGGAGACACCCAGAUUGACUUGUGGCCUUUCUCCCAUGUGCCAGAGAAGACUAGAAUGCACAGUGGAUGGGGUGGCUGUGUGUGAGUGUAAUAGCAGCUGCUAACAUUUCCUGAGGCCUGAUGAGGUCCCAGGCACUGGACUUAGCACUUCACACAUUCUUUCUUAGUCCUCACAGCUGCCCUGCUGAGCUAGGUAUCAUCAUCUCCAUUUUACAGAUAAGAAAGCUGGCUUAGAGACAACAGGAACUCGCUCAAGGUCACAGGGCUGGGAAGUGGAGCAGGGAUGUGACCCUAGGCAACGUGGUAUAGAAGCCACCUUCUCCUCUCUAAGUCCCUGCCUC